This is a messenger RNA of Podarcis lilfordi (Lilford's wall lizard), 26275 nucleotides long. NCBI's taxonomy places the organism in Eukaryota, Metazoa, Chordata, Lepidosauria, Squamata, Lacertidae. The record is from the annotation of a GenBank genome assembly.
AUGAAGAACCAGCUCACCGUUUGUGGAAGGAUGGUGCUGCUCCAAGUGUUCCCGCUGCUGCAUUUGCUCCCCUGUCUUGGCUCUGUGAAGGUAGGAGAUCUCAUCUACUUAGAAUUAAGUCUCUUGGCUGCUUAAUGUUGUGAUGGAAAUGUGGCUGUGAAAAUGCAAUCUGGGCUGCGCAGGCAGGUUUGCGAAAGGGGUGGCAAAUGCUGCGGUCGGGGAAGAGUUGUGUUCAUUAUUUCCUUUCUCGUCAUGAGAAUAUAGCCAAAUUUAAGGGAAUCCUUAAAUAUACUGGGGGUUUUUUUUUGUAGACUGCAUGUCUUUCCCAUGUUCCAAAUGCUGCAUUAGAGACUUGCUCUUCCAGUGCUGGUUGAUUGUUUUAUGAUAAAUGGGUGUGUGGUCUGGACUCAGAAACUGAAAGUAUUAGGUGGGUGCUAGAAUGGUUAAAGGUAUCUAACUCCUCUGUCAGUAUUUUUACAAUGGGUGUUUGUGUGUGUGUGUGUGUGUGUGUGUGUGUGUGUGUGUCAGAUAGCAAAGGAGGGUGUUGCUCCCCAACAGUUGUGAGUUGUAGCAUCUUCAUUCAUGCUGGGCUAGGGUGGAGCUCCCUUAAUCAAGCCCAUCCCAUGCUGUCUGAAUUGCCAGCAUACUGACUUGCCAGUACAUACAGUGAAUGCAAAUCCGCUGGCUGUCUCAUUUGUUCCUUUGCAGCAGAUUCCCAGGUGCUGUAAUUUUGGUUUCCUUUGGUUUGCCUACCUAUACUAUGAGGAAUACAAUAGUUUCCAUUAUGAAGAGCUUUGAAAAAUUAAGACUCAUAGAGGUCUACAUCUUAAAAGUAGCAUUUCCAUGGAGAGAAGUAUUGUUUUAAACGCUCAUUCUUUCCUGAAGGUGCGAGAAUCCCAGGAGCAUAUUUACAGGGACUAGUUUUCUUUGGGCGAGAGAGAGCCCUGGAGCUUCAUAGCAUACAUACAAACAGAGCCUAUUGGAAACUAGUGGACUUCAAAAACAAGGCAGCACAACUAGUAAUCUUGCUUCAAAUUGCGAAGAAGAGCAAUGAGCUAACUCACACAUCUCUUCCGCCACACAUUGUCUCCUCUCCCUUCCUCCCCCUGUUCUGAUGGUUGUCACAUUCCAAAGGCUGGAGUGAGAUUCUAGUCCAUUAAGGAUCACUUUGGUUGUGUCGCUGGGUUUAUAAAGGGAAAUCAUAGCAACAGACCUAUUAAUGCUAGCAAGACAGCCAAACUCCAGUAAAACAAAACAGUAUUUAAAACCGAGUUUAUGCUUGAGGCAAUUAAAAAAUAACAACGCCGUGAAAUAUGCUAUUACUUCUACAAAGCCAAUCUGGCAUUUUGGAAAACUUUGAUUUUAGUCCACUGGAUAAUUCAAGAGGCUGACCAUUGAGGUGGAUUAUUUUGAGCAUUUCUAUCAUCAGAAGACCUUCCUAAGUAGACGACAUUGAUAGUGACCCGUAGUUUCAUCGUUUGAAUGCUGCAUCUCAACUCUAUGCACUCUUAUUUGGGUUUGGGAGCUGAAUUCAGGGAGGCAUGCAUACCUUUCCCUUUUCUUUCUGUGAAGCCCAUAAGCAGGGAUGCUCAUCUCGGUUUGACAUUUUAAUUGAACUGUCAAUGAUCCCAAGUUAUUUCCCCUCGAUAGAUACCACCAUUUCAGACCACAUCAGUAUAUAUGUGAAGUUGGAAUUUUGAACACUGAAAAGUUAACAUACCUUGGUUCUCAUUUUCCAUGUUGUCCAUUCAUUCAGUUUGGAGAGAUCUUUUUCUCUUUGCUGCUGCUUAUGUACAAAUGAAAUGGAAAUGGUACUUUAUGAAACAGGGAAAAUUGGGACAGGUGGUUUUGUGUUUGUGUGUGUUAAGUAUAUAGAGUCUGGAACUGUGAACAGUUCUUUGUCCAGUAGAUGGUAGUCAUAGAACAUUUUAAAGCUUUGCAAGCUACUGAGUUGCACCAGCAGCCAUUAAAUCGAACAUAUGGAGAUGAUACUGGAAAUUCAUAUGGAACAAAGACUUGAAACAAGCAGUGCAAUUUCAAGCAACAGUGGCUUUCAAAGCUAUGAAGGGUGUCCUUUCAGGGUUGUGUGUGGGACAGAGAGAGCUUGACACCUUUGGCUUGUUCUUCAGUGUCAAAUAAAUGACACUGAAUCAAUCAACCUUGGUAAUGAAGAAAAGACAGAAGUAAAAUGAUAUGGUUAUCUCUCUUCUUCAAAUGGGAUGCCAUUGCGCUCUCUCAAAGUCUUCUUGAAUCAGAUACAUGUCUCCUCCUUACUCAGUUAGCCAGAUUUUUGCUGGUCUCACAGCAAUUCCCCAGCAGCAUAGAUCAUUUCCCCACCUGAAGAAUCAGAAACAGUCCUGUCCAUCCCCAGGGCAGUGGGCUGCUCAAACAGACACAGAUUUGGGUUCAUUCUCAUAGGUCAGGGGAAUGGACUUAACCUGCUCAGCAGCUAUGCCCAGCAUAUCAUUGUUCAGAAUUAUAAUGACUUCUGCCCCGAGCAGCAGGUUGGAAUCCAACAAUGAGCUGACCAGCCAUAUGAGCUGGAUCAGCAGCACCAGAGUCAAAGAUGAUAAAGAGGACAUGAACUCCAGUACUCUUUAGAGCUGUACAAAUGAGGGAAUUUUGCAAGUGUAUUUUGUCAAUAUUAAAGGCAUCGGAAUAUUGUCCAUCUGUCUACCCUACCAACACCCUGCCUGAGUCUGUUAGCUACGGACCUCUCAAGUGAGUGACCCCUGAAUUGCUUCUUCCAGAGAUGAUGAUGAUGAUGAUAACAGUAAUAGUAAUUUAUUAUUUAUACCCCGGGCAUCUGGCUGGAUUUCCCCAGCCACUCUGGGUGGCUUCCAACAAAAUAUUAAAAAUACAAUAAAACAUCAAACAUUAAAAACUUCCCUAAACACUGAGCCUGCAGCUUCUCAAGAAACCAGCCCCCUUCACACCAAGGGACCCAGGCACCCUCAUGCCUGCCCAUCAGUGCGGUUCACAAGUUGGGAGAAAACUAACAGAGAAUUGCUAGGCUCUGGGCCAGAGGAAUGCCCCUUUAAGGCCUUCCACUCCUUGCAGAAGGGUCUCAUCCCAGGAACAAGAUAGAAGAUCAGUUGAAUCCUAGCCCUCCUUAGAGCAAGUUGCUCACUGGGAGCUCUCCAUGGUUCUGUGAGCCUGGACCCAACAUGCCCUGUGAGCUUCCACUCGUGGUCAGAUAGAGGAAGAACCGAUGUGCAGGCUGUUCUAACACUGCCUCUGAGAGGCUCCAGCAAAUCUCACAAGAUAAGUUUGCAUAAAUAUCCUGAAGCAUGUUCUACAAUUUCUCCUCACUGUUUCCCUCAAGGCAGUGGGCUUAUAUUGUGGGACAGGACUCUGGGCUCCAGAACAGUAUACUCAGCCCAUCCAUUUCUCUGCCCUGUGCUUGGACCUUAUUCGUUUUCCAGCCAACAGCCAAGAGAAGCAGCUUAACUGAGAUGUGCUUCAAAUUGUUGCCAUUUACUGGGGGCAGUCCCUAAUUUAUGGUCACAUUUUUUUUCCUUUAAGGGAUGUUCCAUUAAAAUUUUGUUUGUGUGAUUUUCCUGAAUGAUUAUACUUAAGGGUCUCUCCAGAUUCACUAGAACAUGUGUAGGGAACCUUCAGCCCACCAGGCCAUUUGGGGAGAAUCAAGUCCACCAUCCCCAUGCUUAAUGUCAUUUGAUGUCAGGUGCAAGAAAGCUCAAGCCAUGUCUUCAAAGGUAUAAUCAGGAGUGCAUUCUUUGCAGCUAAAAUUCAGGCCUUUUUGAAUUUGAUUUCCUUUCUGCUGCUUUGAGCACCAUCCCAGGCACAACACAAUAUUGGGCUGGAGAGGAGGGUUACAUUCUGCACUUCUGAGAAUGAUUCUAGCAGGUCCUUCUUGAUUUAGUGGAAGGGAAAGCUUUGUAGAAGCAUUUAGUAUUCUGCCGGGUCAAUGCAGGGAGGUCAGGGCAACAGGGAGGUGCCCUCUUUGGUGACCUGUUUUCUCUAAAAACAAUGGAGAGAAAAACUUUCCUAAAGUACUGAAACAAGUACCAAUGUGGACCAUUCAUUACUCUGUGAUAGGUACAACGAUUCCUCUUUCAGCUGCCAUCUGCAGCCUCUCUCCACCCCUUCUCCCUGCUCCCAGAGCACUUACAUAAACUCCAAGUAUGGAUGAGCAGCCUUUCAGCAGCCCAUGAGCAAAGCCCCUGCAGCCCAGCAAUUAUUCAUCUAGUUGCUCCUAGGCAGAAGUGCAAAUGGAUGAAAGUGCAAAUGGAUGACAGCAAGGAGGGAGGCAGGCGACCCUGCGAAUGCACGCGUGUUUCCACUGUGCUCUUAAUGGGCUUCACAGCAUUAGGGACAAAAAUCUAUGUUUAUUUUAUGGGAUAAUCAUCUCUGCAUGUUUGCUAUUCCUUCCUCCCUCCCCUCCCCCCCGCCCCCACUCCCCCUUGCAGGCUUUCUUGGGAUCCCAGCCUAGUCAGAAUAAUUUGCAGAACACAGGUAAGAAUACAGCAGAAAAUUACCGGUAAUUUAGGUAUUGUUAUUCCCUCUAAUUUCGUCUUUGUCAUUAUCAACAUUCUUUCUGCAACCAAAUCUGUGUGGUCCCAUGCUGAUCAGUUUGGAAGCAAACUGGAUUCUAAAGGGACAAAAUAUAUUAGUUUGCAAAUUCAAAUAAGGGUGGGGGGAAUUAAAUGGAAACAUCUUAGCCAGGCCUACGGCAUGUUGAGGGUGUUCGCUGGUUAAUAAAAAAGGGAAAUGUAUGUGUGUGAUGGGGAGACUGGCUUGCUGGAUAGAGAGAGAGUGUGUGUACCAUGAGAUUUAAAAGAUUCUUCCUUCCUUGAACUCUGUGGAGAGCCUUCAGGAUGGGAGAACAGAACAGGGAAGAGGUGUGUGCUCCCUUAAAUACUAAUCCUCCAUAGCCCCAAGAAUCCACUCCUAUCUCAAGGUCAGGUGAGCUGUGGCAGCGUUACCUAAUGAGCAGAACUACUUCUGCUCCCAGGCAGGAAGAGAAGAAGUUCUCAGCCUUGGGCUUCUCCGAUACAGCCACAAACCAGAGCGGAAGGCUUAACAAGAGUUCCAGUAGGCAAGGCACCGGUGCCUUGCAUUAUGCAAACGUUAUAUAAAAUAUGCAUACAUUUGCAAAAUUUAUGCAGGCCAGACAGUUUAGCUUUUCAUGGUGCAAAGCUUGGACCAGUUUUCCUUUUUCUUUUUUUCAACCCACCCACAGAAUAGUGGGCACAGGCUCAAGAGAGAACACUGACCUGAAAGUUCCCAAUGGAACCUUUACUAUGAAAAGGGGUAGAUAAGUGGGUGGAUUUAAAGAGACGGAGAACAUGAAUAAACAUAGUUGGGAGCGAUGGUGAGGGGUUUACUGGGGAGAAAGUGACAGCAGCUGUUUUCCCCACCCUACCCCAUUGCCCACCUCUUCUGAACAGGCUGCUUCCCUGUUCCCCACAAAGCCUCAAUUGGAAUGAUUAUACAACAUGAUGUAAUGUCGUUCUAGAGGCAUUAUUCGGGCUCUGGCGCGGGGGCCCACUGUUCCCCCCCCAAAAAAAAACAUGCCUCUGGAACAAUGCUUGGACCAUGCUACUGUCCAGAGUGGGCUGCCAUUCCCAGUACCUAGCAAUGCUUCUUGGAUGAUGUUAUGUCAUGAUCAUAACAUAGUGAGGCACUUCGAAGUGGCGAUGGUGAGAGGGCUCAUAGACGAAUGCCACUUCCAAAAAACAAAAGGGGAGCAAGAAAAACUGCUGCCAUCAUGUGGGCAGAGAAGGGCAACCAUGAUGACAAUGGGUCUGGAAAUCAAGACUUAUGAGGAACAGGUUAUAAAUAUAUAUUUGAAUAAUUUUGUUUAUAAAAAGAUAGAGUAAAAAAGAGAGAGAGAAAGAAAAGAAGUGAGUGAGGGGAAAAAAGAGAAAAAACACUGUUACAUUACCAUUCAUUAAUACAGUGGUACCUCAGGUUAAGUACUUAAUUCGUUCCGGAGGUCCAUACUUAACCUAAAACUGUUCUUAACCUGAAGCACCACUUUAGCUAAUGGGGCCUCCUGCUGCCGCCGCGCCGCCAGAGCACGAUUUCUGUUCUCAUCCUGAAGCAAAGUUCUUAACCUGAAGCACUAUUUCUGGGUUAGCGGAGUCUGUAACCUGAAGCGUAUAUAACCUGAAGCAUAUGUAACCUGAGGUACCACUGUAUACAGAUGUGUAUAUUGUUAUUAUCCUAAUGCCCACAUAAUUGUCAGUAACCUAAUACAUUCUGUGAAAACUCAUUCCAAAACUCAUUGUAUUUAUCCAAAGAAAGUCUGUGUCCAUAAGUUCAUAUGCUGCCAAUGUUGUCAAGCCAUUGAUUAAGGGGAAUCAUAUCUCUAUUCUUCCAGUUCGUCAGUUAUCAGUCUCCUGGCUACCAUUGGGGCAUGUGGAAUCCAUUUUCGCUAUCCUGUUGUCAAAUUUCCAUACAAUGGAAGAAAAUAUUUACCUCUGGAAUUCCCCCCUCCCAAUUGUGUCUUGUUUAUAUAGUUUAUAUAGGCCUUAUGAGGAAACAGUUGUGGGAGUUGGGUACGUUUAGCCUGCAGAAGAGAAGGCUGAAACGUGAUAUGAUUAGCCAUCUUCAGAUAUCUGAAGGGCUGCCACAUGGAAGAGGGAGCAAGCUUCUUUUUGGCUGCUCCAGAGGGUAGGACCCAAACCAAUGAAAUCAAAUUAUGAAAAACCAGAUUCCAACUAAACAUUAGGGAGACCUUCCUGACAGGAAGAGCUGUCCAACAGUGGAACGGACUCCCUUGAAAGGUGGUGGACUCUUCUUCCUUGGAGGUUUCUAAGCAAAGGUUGGAUGGCCAUCUGCCAGGGAUUCUUUACCUGUGAUUCCUCGGGAGGUGAACUUGAUUAUUCUUUGGCUCCCUUCCAAUCCUACAAGUCUUUGAUUAAACGAGUCUCCUCAAUUUCUUGAUGUUCUAAACACUUAAAAGUUUAUGGUGCCUCCCCAUGUGCCAUUCACAAUAAAAUCAAUACUAAACAGUCAAAUAAACUUUUAUUUUUUGAAAUGGCACAUGUAUGCAAAAAAGUAGCUCAUUUCAAAUUUUUCUAGAUGGCUACUUUGACACUUAAUAUAUAUAUAUAUAUAUAUCAAAUGCCAAAUUAUUUCAAAAGCACUCUCUUUUUUGGUGCCUCUGCUUUGCUGGUGCCCUGAGUCCAUGCUGGGUCUGCCAACUGAAUAACCCAGCACUGCCAAAGAAUAUUAGAAGAGAGUGCCGGAUCAGGCCCAUGGCCCAUCUAGUCCAGCUUCCUGUUCUCACAGUGGCCAACCAGGUGCCUCCUCUCCACCCCGCAAAUGGCUGAAAUGGCUCCGCAUUUUGCAGGCCACAGAAAGAAUGGGCGUUUUCAGCUCACCUCUACCUGCAGAUGAGGAGCAAACCGAAAGAUAAUAACUUGCCUCUGGCACUUCUGCCUACUGUAUUUUUCGCUCCAUAAGACGCACCUGAUCAUAAGAUGCACCUAGUUUUUAGAGGAGGAAAACGGGGGGGGGGGGAUUCUGAACGAAACAGUGGAUGUAUGAUUUUUGUGGUUCAUGCUGUGGCUACAGACAUGAUAUGUGAUUUGACGGUGAGUUUGGGGUAGCCCAAUGCAAAAAUCCUGAGAAUCCAUGUGGAUCCGCGCUUUGUAACCACAUUUUUGCGCCAUUGCGGCCCCACGAAACAGUGGAUGCAUGAUUUUUUGAUGCAGGCUAUAGCCAUGGACAUGCUAUGUGAUCUGAUGGUGAAUUUGGGGGGACCCGGUGCAAAAAUCCUGAGGAUCCAUGUGCUUUUACCUCUCUCCCUCCCAGGCAGCCUCCUUUAUAUCUAGAGUCCCUUAUCCCUCCCGAUUGCUUGCCGAUCAGCUGCUCAGCAGUUUUGUUUCAACACCCCCUUCCCUCUUUUUUUUAAAAAAAGCAUGAUCUGCUUUUCGCCCCUGGGCAAUUCGGCUCCAGGAACCACGCAUUCACUCCAUAAGACGCACAGACAUUUCCCCUUACUUUUUAGGAGGGAAAAAGUGUGUCUUAUGGAGCGAAAAAUACGGUAAGUUGUUCCCAGAGGCAACUUAAGCCAAGUUUUUCUUUUUCUCUUCUGCUUCCAGUAUCUGGUGCAUGUGAGAUGGAGCCCUUAGGAUAUUACAACGGCUCGCUGUCUGUGACAUUGUCUGGGUCGGCAUGCUUAAACUGGUUGGACUUUCCUGAUUACGUUCAUCAGUAUCCAAACCGGGGCUUAGGGAAUCACAACUACUGCAGGAAUCCGGAAGGUGGCGCCACGCCUUGGUGCUUCUACCAACUUGCCUCUGGAGCCGUAGGCUGGGCCAACUGUGACUGCAGCCAAGGUGAGUACCAAGUGUGUCGCUGCCACUGACUCUUCUAAAGAGACGACUGCAAACAUUAUGUGCUGGGAGUGCUUGCAAGGUGGAAGGAACUGCUCGCCUCCCAUUUAAGAACUCAAAAGAUCUGAAAGUCAAUGGCUGCAAAAGAAGAAAGGAUAAGGUUGAAGCAACAGGGAAAAGUGGAGGAGGGUGGUCUCAGCUUUUGCCAAGGUGAUAAUACUUUGAUUCCUAAGAAUCUAGGAACUGCUUCCAUUGUUUCUGCUGCAACUCUGGGUGUCCUUCUCUAGGAACCUGUUUUCAUGGUUAGAGGGGCUCUGAAGAUGGAGCCCCAAACUAAAAGAACUAUUCAGGGUCUUUGUUUGACUUGCUUUGUUGUGUGUGUGUUUUGAUGUGGGGAGAUUGCGCUUAAACAUUGCUCGGCCUUUUCAAAGAUUUGGUGCAGUACUGUUUGGCUUCUCUCUGUUUUGAUACAGGUGCCGUGCGACUGAUUCAGAGUGGCAGGGUGGAGCUGUACUUCAAUGGGCUGUGGGGCACUAUCUGUGGGGAUGACUGGACAGACUGGGAUGCCAGUGUGGUCUGCAGACAGCUAGGACUCAGGUAGGGAUGUCUCACUGUGGGGAGGCAGCACCUCUUUCUUAUGCUAGAUGCUGGAGACCAUAAUUCCCUUGAUAUUCUUGCAUGCAACCCCAAUCUCCGAGCAGUGCGAGAUUCCAGGGGUUCCAGGCGUUCACCCACGGUUCGUGUUUCCUUUUGGAAUCAGGCACAGUGGCUGUGGUUUCUUUAUGAUAUAUGGUUCAUUUGCACAUAUAUCAACCCUGAACCUGUGAUGAAUGGGUUCACGGCAUUAACGCCUCCAAAAGGUCUUAUUUCUCCCAUAGGCACAUCCUUGGACUCAGACAGAAAUCAAUCAUUGCUCUAAAACAUUGCUCUGACUCUCUUUCCAGCUUGCUGCUUUUGUCUAGGUCACAUCACUGCAACUCAGCUCUAACUCUCUCUUUGUCCUUCUAACUAACCAUGAGUUGAGGGAGGGACCCCGUCCAUUUGCCAUCUCACACUGAACCCCUUCCCUUUUGAAAUAUACUCAGAGUCGCAAAGUGAUUUCAUGCUCUUUAUUCAGCUCAUAGUGGUGAGGAGGAAUGAAUGAAAGUCCCCUCAAAGUAUCUGCUUUAUAUACAUUAUUUACACAAUGGGCUGCACAUGAUUGGCUAAUUCUGGAAUUCUACUGUAAGCCAAUCAGGUUGUGGAUUCACUUAUAUCUGGAGCAUGAUUGGGUGGUUCCUGCCAACCAAUCAUACUGUUGCAUUGUUCUAGGACCAGACUGCUGCAAUUUGGAUCCUAUUGUUCUAGGACCAAUCAGACUGCUGCAGUUUGGAUCCUAUUCAACUCAGUACAUAACACCUUUGUUUCCCUUAAUGGCCCGUCACCCAGGUGAUCACCUCAAACAGGAAGCUAGCCUGGCUGAUAUUUUAACACUUGAUGGAUCCAGAGGUUAGAAGGGUCUCUGCAUACAAUCUACUUCCUCCCUGCCCCAACCCCGAAAAACUCAUAACAAUAUUAUUGAAAACAUACAUUUUACUCAUUCCUAAACAGACAAAGAGACAAAGGCAGUCUAAAUAUAUUAAUUUUCCACAACCCCAAUGUGAGGAAAACCUGACCUGAGUUCGAAUCUGCUUCAAGGAUAAAGGGGCCACCGAUGAAUAGGGCAAAUAUGGCAAACCAAUCACAACUGGACAAAGAGAGAGAGAGAGCUUCUGCCUCCCUAGAGUGGAAUAACAUUUCCUCCAUAGGUGGUCUUAGGUAGUCUUCAUUUAAAUAAAGAGAGGUUCAUAAAACUUGUAGCACUUUUCCCAAUUGGGCUGGAGCAACUGAAUGAUCCUCUGAAACUCUCUUGUCUAUACGUAUCUCAUCUCUUCUGUAACAAUGCAGUUCAGUUCCAUAUGGGAGAAUUUGCAACUUUUUCUUAAGUCAACAAUGAAAAACUGGAUUGCUUAUAGUAUGUAAGAAGAAAAUGUUGUCUCUAAAAAUGGGACUUAAUUUGUACAUACACACCACUGUAGCACCGGCACCCAAAUCAGCAACAUGCACAACUGUUUUUACCUAUUUUAUCUGGCCAGUAAAAAAAAAAUCCACAGAAUCCAAGCAUAUCACGAAGAACCCUUUUCCAUAGACACCCAGCUUCUAGGUUCAAAACUGGUUUCUUUUUAAUGGAGGAAUGUUCAGGCAUGUGAUAGCCCUCCUGGUUUUUACCACAGGACCAGAACAGUGUUAUGGUAUUUUGUUGUUAUUAUUACUAUGACUUUUAAUCUCCAUUGGACUUAUUGCAUGCUCUACUUUCCGGCUUAGCGAAAUUGGCACAGCCCAAAGGGAGAGUUAUUCUGGUUUGGGUCCAAUACCCUUCCACCUGCAGUCCGCAAACUGCCGUGGGGAUGAGAAGAUGUUGUUGCAAUGUAGCUACCAAGAGAUGUUCAGAACCUGCAAGCACGGAAAUGCUGUGGCCAAAUGUGCCCCACCGCAAGGUAAGCCAGAGAAUUAAUUUAAUGUUGUUUACUAAAAGUAAAAGCACACCCAAAAGACCAUUCCAGCCCUUUUAGCAAAAUGGCAAGCAACAAACCAUCAUUCUUAACGGUGCUGAAAAAGGCACGACACAGGUAUUUUUGCCCAGGAUGCACACGUGAACACAACUUGCGUAUUUCAUUGCCUAAUUGUUGUCUCUGGUCAAAGAAGAUUUUGAAGCAUUAUGAAAACCUGCAGACUCCAUAUACAGUGGUACCUCAGGUUAUGAACUUAAUUCAUUCUGGAGGUCCGUUCUUAACUGGCAACAGUUCUUAACCUGAGGCGUGCAUUCGCUAAUGGGGCCUCCCACUGCCGCCGCGCUGCUUUCGCAUGACUUCCGCCUGCAAAGUUCGCUACCAGGAGCAUCUACUUCCGGGUUAGUGGAGCUCAUAACCUGAGGACGGUACGUAACCCGAGAGACCACUGUACUAGAACCAACAGUAGGCUGAUGCUGUGCACUCCCAUUGCUGGUGUUUGAAACCAUGUACACUUGAUCCCUAUAGAUCCUUUAGUUUCUUGAGGAAUAUUCUUGUUUUCUCUGAUUAUGGGUUUGCCCCCUUUCUCUUUUGUUACAGCAGUAGAAACAUUAGGAGUAUAACCCCUGAAGCAACGAUGUUUCGUUGAACAAAAAAAAUAAAAAUAAAAGGUUUUACUGUUAUUGCUAAAUGACUGUUGUCCUUUGCUACGAGGAGUCAGUUUUUAUUUUACUUUCCAUGUUCUUUCUUUCUUUCUUUCUUUCUUUCUUUCUUUCUUUCUUUCUUUCUUUUUGUCUCUCCCUUCCUGAAGAGCAGGUGUAGGAUCUCCGCUUCGCCUGGUGGGGGGCAAAAAGAGCUUUGAGGGUCGAGUGGAAGUCUAUCAUGGUGGCCUUUGGGGCACCAUUUGUGACGACCAGUGGGAUGACAAAGAUGCUGAGGUGAUUUGCAGACAGCUGGGCUUCAGGUAAUCUGUCAAUGCCUCUACUUUAUGUGGGGACAUUUAUGAACGCAAAGCUGCCAUACUGGAUCACAUUUCUUGUGUGAUGAUGAAGUAACUCUGUGGGUCCUCACGGUGUGCAAUGUUUGUCUCCCUCCAAGCGGAUCCCCAAAGGCCGUGUCUUGGGCUCAAUUUGGACAGGGCUUGGGCCCAAUCCUGCUGGAUGAAGUGGAGUGCUCAGGCAAUGAGCUUUCAUUGGACCAGUGCAAGAAAAGUAGCUGGGAAGAACACAACUGUGACCACAUUGAAGAUGCAGGGGUAAUUUGUGACCCCUUUGCAGGUAUGGAUGCCUCUGACACUUCUGCAGAGAACAUGCGGCUUGUUGGAGGCAGACCCUCAUGAACCCUUUUUCUCAUUGAGAUGGCAAAUAUUUGGCUGCAUUGUACCGCUUCUGAGUGCUGGUGGGGACUCCCAGAUUCUCUGUGAGUCUAAAACUAGUAAACAAAGGAGACUAGACUAGCCUCCUCCCUGUUUUCUAUAUGCAGUAAUCUGUUUAUUUUGUAGGGGGAUGACUUCGUUUAGAUAAGCUCCCACCUGCAGUCUAAAGUGGUUCAGCUCAGGCACAGGUUUCCUACCUCAGUGAUUUUGUCCCCAAAUGCUGCUGUCUGCUCCCUUCACUAUUCCAUGAUUCCUUAUAGCAGUAUAUACACAGGAGCUUCUGUGCUAAACGCAGAGGGGGAGUAAUGGAAAGCUGCUAUAAGAAGAAGUUGGGGAGGACUUGGAUGAUGUAAUGAAGGCAGGCUUGUUAUCUCCUUCCCAGUUUCUGGCUGAAGCCUUUAGGGAAAACAUGAAUGAAAUGAUAUGGGGGGGGGCAUUGUUUUUGUCUGUUAUUAUGCUAUGUAUUUUUAUAUUGUACACUGCCCCACAAUCUUCAGAGGUAUAGAUAAUAAAUAAAAAUAUACUUCCAGCCUCUUUUGUGCAACUAGGGAGGUUAGAAACAUGAUAAUAUGAAAAGGAAUGAAGUGGAGAUUCUGAGAUUUGAUUUCAGUGCUGACUUUUCUCUUCAAAUGCAAAAAAAACCCCAAAACUAUCUGAGGCAGCACAUUGCUGGUGUUUUCCAACUUAUUUAUUAUCAUAUUAUAUUUGUGCAUUUAAUUUUCAUUUGUUUAAGUGCGUGCAUGAAACACAAGCUUAACUUGGUCUCAUUAAAAUAAACAGCAUUUAAAAGUGUUUGACUUGGGCUUGACAUUGUAGCUGCUGUGUUUUAAUAUAAAGUCAUUGUCAUGGUUUGGAGUAAUGAGGACCUCCUGGCUUUGCUCUACAGCAGAAGGCUAUAGGGCAGGCAUCCCCAAAUUCGGCCCUCCAGCUGUUUUGGGACUACAACUCCCAUCAUCCCUAGCUAACAGGACCAGUGAUCAGGGAUGAUGGGAAUUGUCCCAAAACAGCUAGAGGGCCAAGUUUGAGGGUGCCUGCUAUAAGGCAUCUAAGCUGUCACUCUCGAAAGAUUUAUUGCCCAGAGACACUUCUGGAAGAUAAUUGGGAGUGUUCACCUCUUGGACUGUGUGUAGUAUUCAGGAUCAUAGGAUGGGAGGGAAGGAAUCUUCCUGCUUAAUCACUUGCCUAUCCUUCUCUCACUCAUGCUAGCAGAAGGUACUAUUCGACUGGCAGGAGGCCACAAGCCGAAUGAAGGAAGGGUGGAGGUAUACCACAAUGGAAGCUGGGGAUGCGUGUGUGAUGACGGCUGGACAGGUAUUAAUGCCCAGGUGGCUUGCAGACAGCUUGGCUUCAGGUAAAUGCAAGUCUAAAUAAUAUUCUGUCUUUUCUUUUCUUUUCUUUUCUUUUCUUUUCUUUUCUUUUCUUUUCUUUUCAUUUCAUUUCAUUUCUUUUCUUUUCAAAGGGGUUUUAGAUUAGCCAGCUGUGUGGGUCAAUUAUGACAAACUAGUUAGCAGAUCCCAUGGUUUGCAAACUCACUUCAAACCACAGUUUCUGAUUCUGGCUUGCUGGCUGGCAAGGAGCCAGGGUUUGUCGUCUUAGUCACUGCACCAAACCAUAGUUAAUCUUCCUCAACUAUGACUAGUUGCAGUGUCUGAAUCAAGACAAAACCUUGCAUAUAAAAACUGACUUCACAAUUGGAGAGCAACACACAACUCCUGAUGAUACUUUUGUGUAUUGCCCUUAGUAAGAAGGGAAGAUCUUGAAGAGUGUGGAAGUGGUGCAGAUUUUCUGUUUUAUACAAAUGUUUAAAUAUGUUAAAUCUCCAAAAGAAACAAUAGCUCACAAAAAAUAUUUUUUUUACAAAAUGUGCACAAUCCUAUGUAUGAUUAAUAUUAGGUUUUUUGCUAUUAUUAUAAUACCAUGAACAUACCCAGAAUGACAUAAGCAAAAAAGGCAAGUCGGUAUACAUACAGGGCAUAGAAUCCAGAUUUUAGCUGUGAGGGUGAAACAGAGAAAAAUGAGAGAAGGGAAAGCUAAAAAUAUCAAAGGAUCCUGCCUUUAGUCCUUGUAAAACACACUGUUUUGUUAGAGUUAAAUGAGAAACAAGGGAAUUAUUUAUUCCUACACCCUCCCUUACAUACAUACAUACAUACAUACAUAAUUGUAUGUCGCCUUUGCACAGUUCAAGCCAUGCUCAAGGUAGUUUACAACAUGAAAAAAAAUAUGUAACUGCAACAUAAAAAGUAGUCAUAAACAAUAAAUAAAUAAAACAUAAAAAAUACGCCACCAAUUUCCACAUAAAUCACAACAAGAUCUAUAAUAAAGGUACAAAAACCAACAGCAACCCCUACCCACAACAAACCCUCCAAACAAUGCCACAGCCCAAGAGUCUGUUCAGCAGCCUCAGCUUUUGUAGCUGGAGUCAGUCCUGGCCCUGCCCUUCCAGACCAGGCGGGGAAAGGCCUGCAAGGCAGAGAGCAGGCCUUCCAGGAUUUCCAGUGCUUUCUGAGUACACUGUCAAGUAUCUGCAGGGCCCUGUAAGAAAGUAUAGCUACAGGACCUUCCUUUGCAUUGAUGGGUUCAAAGGGAUAUUGAGCCCUUGCUGGUUAAGACAGAUGUUCUGCACAGGAAUCCCUUGAGGAAAAGAUCUGCUAUCAACAUGUUUGCUUGCUUCCUCCAGUGGCCCCGCACAGCUGGCAGCAGAGGGGGAAUUUGCUUCUGGACAAGGCUUCAUCUUACUGGAUGAUGUAGCUUGCACAGGCAGUGAGCUGUCGCUCUUUGACUGCCCGCACAGCAACUGGGGGCAGCACGACUGCUCACACGAAGAGGACGUGGGUGUCCACUGCUCCCCCGAUAGCAACAGGAUCACCGAAGAGGCUACAGGUAACUAGCUAUGGAUUCUCCAGGGCAGUGAGAGCUUGGUGCUGACGCAACUUUGUGCAGCACAUUCCCUCGCUGGGAAAUCCACUUGGAUUCUGGGCUGUAGAGCUCAAAGUAGUUGGCCUUCUUUUAUCCAUUUACUUCAGGCCAAGUGGACAUGAUAGGGGUUUGUUUGUGUGUGCACCUACCUUGUUCACACAUCAGAGGGGCAGGAUUUAAUUUUUACAUUAAAAGGGGUACACACGCGAGGGACACUGAAGCCUCCUCUCCAUUGGUAGAGGUACUUUUCUUGGAUCCUGGCUCUAAUCGCAGCUGGUCUGUGAGGAAAGUGAGAGAACAGGAGGGAGGUAAUAUGGCAGGUGGCAAGACUCGGUUUGUUUCUUUCACAUCCUCAUUUCGAUGUUAAGAAUUAGGUGCACACCCACCCACUCCAUCCCACAUGUGAACAGGACAAGUGAAAGCGUCGCAUCUUGUUUGGCUCCUAGAGAGUGUACCUGGACCUGUUCUUGCUGUUAGUUUCCCUUUAGCUGUAGUUGGCGCUGUGGGUUAAACCACAGAGCCUAGGACUUGCCAAUCAGAAGGUCGGUGGUUCGAAUCCCCGCGACAGGGUGAGUUCCUGUUGCUCGGUCCCUGCUCCUGCCAACCUAGCAGUUCAAAAGCACGUCAAAGUGCAAGUAGAUAAAUAGGUACCACUCUGGCAGGAAGGUAAACGGCGUUUCCGUGCACUGCUGUGGUUCGCCAGAAGCGGCUUAGUCAUGCUGGCCACAUGACCCAGAAGCUGUACGCCAGCUCCCUCGGCCAAUAAAGCGAGAUGAGCGCCGCAACCCCAGAGUCGGUCACGACUGGACCUAAUGGUCAGGGGUCCCUUUACCUUUACCUUUAAUCCCAUCAGACAAAUGAGCUGAGGAGUGAAUUAGUACAGUCAUACCUUGGAUCCCGAACACCUUGGUACUUGGACAUUUUGGCUCCCAAAUGCUGCAAACGUGGAAGUGAGUGUUCCGUUUUGUGAAUGUUCUUUGGAAGCAGAACGUCCGACGUGGCUUCUGAUUGAAUCUGAAGCUGUGCUUUGGUUUCUGAACAUUUUGGAAGUCCAACGGACUUCCGGAACGAUUUCCGUUCAGCUUCCAAGGUACAACUAUACUUCAGAAGAAUGGAUGUCAGUUAGCCUUUUCUAAUCAAGUGUGAUCGCAUCCACACCAUACAUUUAAAGUGCUCUUACGCCACUUCAUGCCAAGAAUACUUGACACUAUAGUUUAUUCCUCAUAGAGCUACAACUCCCAGCACCCUUAACAAAUUACAGUUCCCAGGAUUCUUUGAGGAAGCCAUGUGCUUUAAAUGAAUGGCAUGGAUGUGACCUGUGUAUUGUUUCCUUCUCCUUCAUUUUAUCUAUUUCACUUCCUUGAUUUCAGGCCAGGUUAUUUAAGUUCCACAACAAAUGGAGCUUCUUCGUUCCCAAACACGUUCUUCCUUUCUGUCUGUAUCUCUCUCCCCUCCCCCUUUUUAAUUAAGCCGAUCUUAUUUACAAGAAGAGCUUGCCUCCAUACUAACUCUGGGUGGGAUGUGUUAGUCCUGCCACUUACUCUGAUCUAAAGCUAAAGAUCAGGUUUUCCCUGGAAAAGGAGCAGGGGAAAACCGCUUGGACCCAUGGCCUUUCUAGAAAUGGGACAAGCAGAAGUGUGGAUGAACUCUUCGUUUUAUGUUGGUUUCAAUGUAUGUGUUGCCUUUUGUAAGUCACUUCAAGUUACUUUUACUUAAAAGGGGACUAAUAAGUUCAAUAAAUUAUAAUAAACAACAACAGCUCUACUGUAUUGCACUAUUCAGUUGUCUUCUUUCUUUAGUGUGUUCUAAACAGUGCCCUUUUUAACAUGCAGGGAUCCCUGUGCGGCUGGUGGAUGGGAACGGCACCAAAGAGGGGCGUGUCGAGGUUUUCUUGAAUGGACAGUGGGGCAGUGUCUGUGACCAUGGCUGGACAGAUAGAGAUGCAGCUGUAGUUUGCAAGCAGAUGGGUUACAGGUAAUUGAUUCACAAUGUAUUGUUUAAGGUUGGAGGGUAGAAUAUUCAAAGUCCAUGGUCAACGGCUAGUUUUGCCUGAUGAAGCUUUUAGAAGGGUGAAGCCUCCUAUGCCCCCCCCAAUCCACAGGUGCUUAUUCAUAGCCCUCUUUUGCCUCUUGGGACUUUCAAGGGAGCUCUGUUCCCUCAUUCCUCAAGGGGUCUUUUCCAGCUCUCUCCAUUUUGCAGUGGAAACAGCUUUGGUUUAAUCUGCAAAUGCAGUUUGUGGAUUCUGUGCUGUUUGUCUGUCUGUAUUGCUGAAGCGCUCUUUCUUGCAGCUUCUUUGUGCUGAUUCUUCUCAGGCUAUGUGAGGAUUGAUCAAUGCAGGCAUGGGGAACCUGCAGCUCUCCCAGUGUUGUUGGACCGAAACUCCAGUCGUCCCUUAGUCAUUGGUUCUGUCAAUUGGGGCUUAGGGGAGCUGGAUCCAACAACAUUUGUAGGGCCACUGGUUAUUUUGUUUAUUUUUAAAUUAAAUUUAUAUCCUGCCCUUCAUCCAAGGAUCACAGGGCUAUUUACAGCAAUUUACACAAUUUACAGCAAUUUACACAAACAUACACAACAAAGUGGCACGCGGGUGGCACUGUGGGUUAAACCACAGAGCCUAGGACUUGCCGAUCAGAAGGUCGGCGGUUCGAAUCCCCGCAACGGGGUGAGCUCCCGUUGCUCGGGCCCUGCUCCUGCCAACCUAGCAGUUUGAAAGCACGUCAAAGUGCAAGUAGAUAAAUAGGUACCACUCCGGUGGGAAGGUAAACGGUGUUUCCGUGUGCUGCUCUGGUUCGCCAGAAGUGGCUUAGUCAUGCUGGCCACAGGACCCGGAAGCUGUACACAGGCUCCCUUGGCCAAUAAAGCGAUAUGAGUGCCGCAACCCCAGAGUCGGUCACGACUGGACCUAAUGGUCAGGGAUCCCUUUACCUUUUUACACAACAUAGUAACCAACCAAAUAAUACUCCCCUCCCCAAUUCAAAAGGACAUAGAUUGUUUAAUUAGCUGUCCAUGUCCUUGAAAUGGCCUGAUCUUAAUGGUACCUCAGUGUGUUGAAGUAUUUGAGUUUGGCAUGCAUUGCUUAUGAUCUCCCUGCUCCGAGGGAGUCCUUCCUUGAGUUUUGGCUUGGUGCGGUUUGCUUCCUACCAGUGGGUGACAUACUGUGACCUGGAUUCUUAGGGGACAAGGGAGUCCAUAAUCUGAUGGCGAUUGAUUUUCGGAGGGGCUUUUCUAAGCACAGAAGCUUGUUUUCCAUGGUGUUCCAGUCAACUGAUUCCCUCCUUGCAGUGGUAUUGCAAAAGCUAAGUCCAUGGCUUACCUUGCUGAAGGACACGCACCCAUCCAUCUGGACAAGGUGGAGUGCAGUGGCACUGAGCACACCCUGGGGGAAUGCGUCACCCGCAAGAGCAACAUUCACAGCUGUUGGAAAGAUGCCGGAGUGAUCUGUGACUACAUAGAGGAGGAGGAGGAGAACCAGGCAAACACAAAUGCAGGUGUGUGGCAUAUUAACCGUACCCUUCUCUCUCCGUGGCAUUUUCAAUAGUUGUGUGUAGACUUUAGCAUGAAGUUUAGCUUCUAGAGAAUCAUGGCUUUCAUUAGACAAAGAGCAGCUUUGCAUUACAGCAAAUGGCAACUGCAAAAGCAAAUAGCAAGUUGUGGGAGCUAUUCCCCCCACCCUGACAAACAAAAUGGGAAGAAAGGGUGAAAAAACACCCCAACAAACUCUCAGUGACCCUUGGCCCUGAUCCCACCCCCUAAAACACACACACACACACACACACGAGGCAAUAUGCACCAAGUUAACCCCGAUGAACAGGGUUAUUUGUGACAUCCACACUCUUGUCUUUUAUUCAGGCCCCUAGUCCCUGCCUCCAAAGCAGGCCCCUACGUUAGAUUCCCCAAACCCCACCCUUCCUCAAUCCCACUUAAUUGUUUUGCAGUGUGCGAAUUACCCAAUGGACAGAUCAGUCCUAAUGCUCCCUGACACUCUUGUUUCAGAACCUACCGCUGGCAAUAGCUUGUUGACUUCUUGGUAAGGCCCCAGAAUAAGGCUUCCCACUCCCAACCAUGGUACUUCCCUCUGCUGACCAUGUUGCUGCAACCUAGCAUUGUCACCACCGCCAUCAACAUUUGCUAUUAAAAGUAUGUCCUUAAAAGGAAGAUUAUGCCAUGAUACAUUUGUUAGUGUUUUAAGGAGUUUUAAGGGUUGUUGUCAACUUAAGGCUGAUACCGCCUCCAACUACAACAUCAAGUAUCUCAGCACCAUGAGUUUCCAUGACCUUUAUGCCUGCCUAGGGCUGCAACUGAUUUUUAGAUCGAAUUUGCAAAAAGUGUGCGUAACAUGCAUGUUUUAUUUUGUCCGAAACAAUUAUUUUCUCCGGUGCUUUGUUUUUAUGGGUGGGGAAAUGCUUCACCAGACUCUUCUUGUUUUCAUUUUUAGUUUUCAGUAUUGACCAUUAACAUUCAUGAUGGCUUGUAAGCAUUUCCCCUGGUUUUAAUCUAUUGAAAUCUUCAUGCAAGAUAGUGGUGCAAGAGAAGGGAAAAGUUGUCUUUUAAUUAAAGUGGUAUUAUCUUUUCAAAAUCUUUAUACAAGGGCAAAAUGUUCAUUAACGGAGUACCGGCAGAUUGUGUUGAAGGGCUAUGAUGUGAGGCUAUGUGUUUAAAUCACUUUGGCUUUAUUGGCAGGUUCAAUAUUCGGCAUGUGUGGACGGCGCUUGCUUCACCAUCGCAAAAAAAGGAUAAUUGGUGGAAACAAAUCUCUCAGGUACCUCACUUGCAACUUGUAAUAAUAAUAAUAAUAAUAAGGAUGUUGCUAGAUGGAGAAUGCAAUACUGUGCUAUAUGGACCAACGGUCUGAGCUGGUAUAAACCAGCCUCUUAUAUUCCUAGCCCAGUUGUUCUGUUGCAUGAUAGAAAAAUGGAUUAAUUUGGGUGUAUUUCAUAGUUCCUCAUGAGGUUUGCAUGAAUUACCCAGAGCGAAAGAUUAACACUGCUCCCAAAUAGUGUUUAGGAUUAUUUCUAAUCCCUUCUAAUCAUUUGGUCAAAGGGUGAGAUUCCUGAUAGUCAAGCAAUACACGGGCAAAUUUAAGAGCGGGGUUUGUGCUCUGUUUUGGUCUUUUGCAAUUGCUGGUGAAAAUGCAGUUAACUAGGCAGGACUCAUUUGGAAUUCUAUUCUUGCUCACUCCAAUGCUGUUCAAUGAAGCCUGUAGUUGAUCCAGCUCUGUCUUGAUUGUUGGGCAAGCGCCCUUUUGUAUUGCUCACUUCUGCUGUCUUCAGGAUGGGACAUAUGCAGGGCCGGCUUUACCAUUAGGCAGAGUAAGGUGGCCGCCUCAGGCGGCACUUUGUAGAGGACCAUGUCACCUGACCCUGCACUGUGUACUCCCUGAGCUAGCCUCUGCUGCUCCAGGUGCAUUGGAGGACUGUACCACCAGACGUGAAGUACAAGUCAGCUGCUGGGCUACUUAUUGUUCUCUGCACAUCUGUGGACAUGGAAAGAGCUUCUAUGUAAGAGGGCCCAAGUAUGGUUUCCAGACAAUAUUUACUCCAUAUACAUUUUACAGUGGUACCUCGGGUUACAUACGCUUCAGGUUACAUACUCCGCUAACCCAGAAAUAGUGCUUCAGGUUAAGAACUUUGCUUCAGGAUGAGAACAGAAAUUGUGCUCUGGCGGCGCAACAGCAGCAGGAGGCCCCAUUAGCUAAAGUGGUGCUUCAGGUUAAGAACAGUUUCAGGUUAAGUACGGAUCUCUGGAACGAAUUAAGUACUUAACCCGAGGUACCACUGUAUUUAGAAAUUAAGCCGUACCACAUGACAUAAGUUUUUGAAAUAAUGUAUAAGUGAUUUAAACUGCAAAAAGGAGCAAAAGGAGCAAAAGGAGCAAAAAUGGCCCAAAAAGAACAGGAAAACUGCAAAAAUGGCAUGAAAAGAGCAGGAAAACAGCUAGCGGUCCUAGGAGUCUUUGCUGCUGCAAUCCCAGGAGCCUUUGCACCGAUCUUCAAGGCCUGUGAAGAGUUGGGGUUUGAGAAAAGAGGUUUGGAGGGAGCGAUUGUAGUUGGGCGGAUUUUUGGCAGAGUUCGGCUUUUUAGCUGCUGUUCCUCACUAUAAACAAUUUCAUGUAUACACGCGCUAUCCAGGAACGUAACCCCUGCGUAAUAUGCCUGCAUUCAUCCUUUGCCGAAAAAACUAAACAGACAACAACAGUUUCCCUACACACCUUCCACUGAGUUCUUGCAUCAAUCAAAAGCUCCAGUGCUGAACUAACAAAUAACUAACCAGUAAUCAUGUAUAGAGAAAUGGGUCCACUAAAUGAAAACAACCCAGUAGCAGCAGGAAAAAGAAGAAUCACCCAUUGCCUCCCUGCCUGGGGCAAUACAGACGCCCUCUCCUUUUCACCUAGGGUUAAACCCCUUCCUCACCAAAAGACUUGCGCCUUGACUGGUUAAAAGAUCUAUGCACGCUCACAGGCAUUCUGACAUAUGUAAGUGCCAGGAAAUGUUCUGAUUGGGACUAUUUGUCCGUCCUGAGUUCCAUCUGCCUCAGAUGUGUCUAUCUGGGCUCCUGCUUGCUGUGCCACAGCUGUCUGUACUGGGGUUGCGUUUGUGGCUGCUGACGCAUUGUGCUUUGUAUGCAUGGUGUGUAGGGUGAUGUCAUUGGGUCGUUUGGGCAUUGCUGUGCAUUGAUCGGCUCCUUUCAUGCAUGGCUAAUGUGACAGCAGGGAUGCACAACGCAGUGGUCGGUGGGUGGCAUCAGAAUUGCCAAGGACACCGAGGGAAUGUCUGCCAGUGUUUCUAUGUUGACUCUCCUUUAAAGCAGGUUUUAUCUUGUUGUCUACUUUGUCGCUUAAGAUUGUGGCUACGUUAUGCCAAUGUUGUGCCAUUGUUUGCAGCCACUGGUGUAGCAAUACCAUACGACUACACUGCCCAGCUGCAGUUCUAAGCACCCUUACUAGAAAGUAAAUGGAACUGAAUUCAGUGGAAUUUAAAGGUUAAGGGACCCCUGACCGUUAGGUCCAGCCGCGGACAACUCUGAGGUUGCUGCGCUCAUCUCGCUUUACUGGCCGAGGGAGCUGGCAUACAGGUCAUGUGUCCAGCAUAACUAAGCCGGCAUACAGCUCAUGUGUCCAGCAUAACUAAGCCACUUCUGGCGAACCAGAGCAGCGCACGGAAAUGCCGUUUACCUUCCCGCCAGAGUGGUACCUAUUUAACUACUUGCACUUUGACGUGCUUUCAGACUGCUAGGUUGGCAGGAACUGGAACCAAGCAAUCGGAGCUCACCCCGUCGCGGGGAUUCGAACCGCCAACCUUCUGAUCGGCAAGCCCUAGUAAGAAAUAGUAUCAUGUAUAUACUUCUUUGGAACUGAAUGGUACUCUCUUCUCAGAAAUAAGUUGACUUAGGCAGGAAAAUGCUUGGCCAAUCUAGGUAAUUGCUCCUUCGUGUCCUUUCCCACAGAGCAGAGUCUAUUCAGUAAUGUUAUACUAGGGAGCUUGGGACAAUGACAGGAAGAUGGUUCAAAUGCAAGUGAUGGGAAACUCAAGCCAAAUACAAGUGAGAUCUUGCAUUUGAGCCUGUACUGUGUCAAUGAUGGUGAUGACAAAAACAUAAACCCUUUUCUGCCAGUUUUGCAUUUAUGCAGUGCCACCCAGUGGAGUUACUCUGAGUGGUUUGGGGCUUUCUUUAUCUAGGCCCAGAGCCUGGUUUUAAGAAGCCAAAAUUGGCACAUUGUUUUUGCGGUGUGUUUUGAGAAUUAAAAAUAUAUAUGCUGGCAUCCAUCAUGAUUUGGAUGCUUUGGACAGACUCCAGCCGUAAUUUAUUGAAUGAAUUUCAUUACUGAGGACUAAGGUUAUAACAGAAAAGUUGCUUGUAGGAAUGCGAUAUAUUGCCUAUUUGCUUGCUCUGUGCACCUCUUGGCUCAUAAGACUGGGAAGAAGUGGGAUGGCUUACUGAGCCCAGUAGGCGUUUAAUGCCUUGUUAUGAAAGGAGGCAGUUUUGAAACCACUCUGAAAGCAAUGGUCUCGGAACUCUGAUUAUUUUUCCAAGUGUCAUCAGGUUGGAUUUGGGGGCAAGGUGCUUGCAUACCUCUAGGCAUUCUUAGAUUCCUUUAUCUAGACCCAUUUUGAUCCAGAUUUGGUACUGAAACUGCCUUGGCUGUCCUGUUGGAUGACCUGCCCCCAGUCUCCUCUGCCAGUGCUGUGGCAGGACCUAAGCAGGUGCAUUCUCUUUGCAUCCUCUUAUUGCCUUUUUCAUGAGCCUUCAGUUGAAUACCCUUAGCGAUGACCUCUUGCUGUCUGUACUUGUACAGCAACAAACACCAAUGAGCUCAUUUCAGUCAUGAUAUUUAUGCUGGUGACGCUCACUUUACUCUAGAAGGUUGUGCCACUAGCUAACUGAGUUUCUUUAAGAAAAAACGCAAAUCAAUGAAGCAUGGAGCAUCCUUCACAUAACCCUUCCUUCUGUUCUUAUUUCAUCUACCUCUGUAUUUUUCACGUUGCCUCCCAUUUCUCUUUCAGAGGAGGCUGGCCUUGGCAGGUCUCGCUACGUCUAAAGGGGUUUCACAGAGAUGCUCGUCUGCUGUGUGGAGCGACUCUUAUCAGCAACUGCUGGGUGCUGACGGCAGCACAUUGCUUCAAAAGGUAACAGGCUGUUUGCAAGUAAAAGAGUCCUUAAAGUGCAGAAGUGCAAAACACGAUUGCCAUUCUGCCCCCGACUCAAAACCGUCAACCUAUGGCCCUCACCUAAAAUACCUACCUAAGUAAAGAGAGCCCACAAUUGGCCACCUUUUGUAAACACAAGAGAGUGGCAGUCUUGAGAUGGUGAUCUUGUGUAUUCACAUUAGUGCCAUCAGUUAACAUGAUGCCUUGCAGAAUAUCAUGAACAGAAAAGCUGGGUCUGUGCCCAGGGAGACUGCAAUCUAAAUUUCAAUGCUGAACAAGAAAAGGAGACAAAGGUGAGUCAUCUCUAUGGAUGAGUAAUGGACUGACUGAUCAUUCUCUCAUGGCCAGGUUUGGAGUAGAUGUACGGCGCUACCUGCUGCGUGUGGGAGACCACCACACUGGUGUGAGGGAUGAGUUCGAGAGAGAGCUGCCGGUGGAGAAAAUUGUCCUUCAUAGGAACUACCAGUCUAGCAGCAACGACAAUGACAUUGCUUUAGUCAGAAUUCGGGGCAAAAGCGGCAACUGUCUUUCCUUCAGCCACCAUGUCCUUCCUGUCUGCCUUCCUGAGAGGAAGGAGAAGUCUUCUAUAGAUAGACAGGCCUGCGUCAUAUCUGGCUGGGGAGAUACAGGUAAGUUGUAGAUUGUGUCAGGAUUUUUCACAUGGAAAGAGAUAGUAAUAUUUGGGGUGUCUGUUCUACCCAGCUUUGGAUAAUCUUUUAGGGCGUUCACUAUACAGAGACAAAUUCAGCAUCAAAUUAAAGCACAAAACAAGCUGAUUUGCAGGAAAGACAGUCUUUUUGCCAAAUUCAUUUUAAAUUCUGCUAAAGCAAAGGACUUGGGUAAACACAGUCCGCACUAGCCGUUGGCUGAGAACUCUGGCAAUUAAUUUAAAUACCCUCCCUGCUCAUCUGACAGGGCAUUUAUUGAGAUAUUUGCAAACAUUCCAGUUGUUGGAAGCUUUAAAAACUGCCAACGCAUAAGGCCUGGGAACGGAUGUACCCAUUUGCCACUGUUGGGAAAUAGAGGGACAGGCAACGCCAUCAAAUGUGCUGAUUAGACUGAGCGUAUGCCUACGGUGUCUCUGUAUCAUAGCAGUAUGUGAACUACAUGUGUAAAUACUGAGUGUAUUUGCUAAGUGCUUGGGAAGAUGUUGGAGUGUAUGAAGGAAGAAUGGGCACAGGAAAGGCCGUGCACAGGAAAUGUACCCACAAAUUUAUGCAGGCUUCUGUUUCUGUUUUCAUAGUUGCAAGGUUUAAGAGGGAUAAUCCCAGAUAGGCACUACUGAAUAGGCUGCCAGCUACCCUGGCGUUAUAGAACUCUGCAGAUGAUCACAUAAUACACAUGGAUUAUUCCCAGAUCUCAGUCUGCAUGUCCCCAGAUCACCCUAAUUCUUUUCCUAUGAUCAGCAGCAUGUGGAAAGCAGUGCUCCAGCAACCACUGCAAGAUCACUCUGCUCUACAAGGAUUUGGGCAGUUCACUUUGCAGAAUUAAUGUAUGCCUAGACACAUGAUAGGGACGCGGGUGGCGCUGUGGGUUAAACCAGAGAGUCUAAGACUUGCCGAUCAGAAGGUCGUCAGUUCGAAUUCCUGCGACGGGGUGAGCUCCCGUUGCUCGGUCCCUGCUCCUGCCUACCUAGCAGUUCAAAAGCACGUCAAAGUGCAAGUAGAUAAAUAGGUACUGCUUCGGCGGGAAGGUAAACGGCAUUUCCGUGCGCUGCUCUGAUUCGCCAGAAGUGGCUUAGUCAUGCUGGCCACAUGACCUGGAAGCUGUACGCUGGUUCCCUCGGCCAAUAAAGCGAGAUGAGCACUGCAACCCCAGAGUCGGUCAUGACUGGACCUAAUGGUCAGGGGUCCCUUUACCUUUACCUUUAGACACAUGAUGCUAGUUACAGCUAACCUUUGCGUAUCCUGUCUUGUAAACACAUCCAGCAUUUUGCCAACUUUUUAUUUAAACCAGCUCCCCUGCCCCAUAAAAACACAUUACAGUCAUACCUUGGUUGUCAAACAGAAUCCGUUCCGGAAGUCCGUUCAACUUCUGAAAACAUUCCGCAACCAAGGCACGGCUUGUGAUUGGCUGCAGGAGCUUCCUGCACUCAGUCAGAAGCUGAGGAAGCCCUGUUGGACGUUCUGCUUCCAAAGAAUGUUUGCCAACUAGAACGCUCAAUUCUGGGUUUGCGGCAUUUGGAGCCAAAAUGUUCAAGUUGCAAGCUGUCUGGGAUCCAAGAUACGACUGUAUAAGAAGAUCACAUCAAAAUCCACUUCACAUUGCAUUAGAAUACCAUCCUGGCCUAGGGAAGGAUAUUUUUUUUCUAUGUUAACCUAAUCAAAAUUGUGCUGGAGAACAAUAGUUGUGUUUGGUGGGUAGGAUUUUUGGUUAUCUGAGCUACACUAGAUAUAUAACCUAUUAUUGUUUCAGGGAGGUCAUACUCAAGGACAUUACUCCAGGGCUCGGUGCCCCUACUCCCAAGAAGAGUGUGCAAAUCCCGUUAUGGAAAGAAGUUCACUAA